AUGACUACGGAGGUGCGUGACUUGCUGAAGGCACGGAACGCCGCUUACAAAUCUGGUGACGUGGUGGCUCUGAGAUCAGCAAGAGCCAACCUGGACCGUGCCAUCAGAGAAGCUAAGCACACCCAUGGUCAAAAAAUCCAGAAUUUCUUUAAUGACGCCAUGAAUACCAGGCGCAUGUGGCAGGGAAUUCAGACCAUCACUGGAUACAAGGCUGCUCCACCACCCUCUGAUGUCCAGAGGACGCUGAAGAAAGUUAACCCCCGGAAGGCGGCGGGCCCGGACAGUAUUCCAGGACGGCUGCUCAGGGACUGUGCCGACCAGCUGGCCCAUGUCCUCACGGACAUCUUCAACACCUCAAUCUGGUUUAGGCCAGCAGAGAAGGCCUUGCUGGCCCUGACGGCCCACAACUGGCUGCAGGGCAUUCAACACGAUGUGCCGGUGGCUUUGGGGACCCCUAACCCGCCUCCAGCUCCAGCUCCAUCUCCAGCCAAGGAGGAGAAGCCAGCCGAUAAGGAGAAUGAGGCCAAGAAAGAGGACAAACCGCAGGCUCCUGCCCCAGCCCCAGCUCCAGCACCUAUAGCAGCUCCAGCAGCUCCUGCACCAGCAGCUCCUGCACCAGCAGCUCCUGCACCAGCAGCUCCAGCAGCUCCUGCACCAGCAGCUCCUGCACCAGCAGCUCCUGCACCAGCAGCUCCAGCAGCUCCUGCACCAGCAGCUCCUGCACCAGCAGCUCCUGCACCAGCAGCUCCAGCCCCUGCACCAGCUCCUACAGCAGCUCCAGCUAACCCUGAUCAAGCUGGACCGGAGGGAGAAGAGGUGGCCCCUCCUCCAACUCCACCCAUCGUCAUCAACAAGUAUUCAGACGAGCAGCUCAGAUUCAUAGCCAAACGCAUGAGAGAGAGACUGCAGAUCUACAAGGAGAAAGUGGUCGAUCAGUAUGCUUCGUCCCCAGAGAUCAGCCCUCCUGUCACACCUGUGCUGCUCAAAGACAACUACACAAAACUCAUAGAGGAGAGGAAAAGGCAAGCCGAGGAGGACCGGAUAAAGAAGGAAGAAGCGGAUAAGAAGAAGAAAGAGGAGCAGGAGAAGAAGAAAAAGGAGGCAGAGGAGAAGAAGAAAGAGGAGGAGGAGAAGAAAAAGAAAGCAGAGGCUGAAGAAAAGAAACAGGAGAAGGACAUAAAGACCAAGUUAAUAGAAGCUGCCUGGAUUUCGGUGGACGUUGUGCUGAAGCCAUUCGAAGACCAGAUGGACUCUGUGCUGGGUAUUACCAUCGACCCCUUUACGGACCGUCGCUACAUCGCCUGGCUGAGCAUAGUGACUCUGGCCUUCAACUACAACACCUGGUUCGUUACGGUCCGCCUGUGUUUCCCGUACCACAGCGAGAGCGCCAUUCCUUACUGGUUCACCCUCGAUUUGCUGGCCGACAUCAUCUACCUCACAGACUCCAUCCUUUUCCAGCCCCGCAAACAGUUUGUUAAAGGAGGCGACAUCAUAAAAGACAGAAUGGUGACAAAGAACCACUACAGAGAAUCGGAGAGAUUCAUGAUUGACAUGCUGUGCCUCCUGCCAUUCGAUUUGCUGUAUUUCCGGUUUGGAUUCAGAUCCAUUUUCAGAGCCAAUCGUCUGCUGAAGGCAGAUACAUUUUUUGAGUUCAGCGAUCGUCUAGAGAGCCUCAUGGCCAAAGCUUACAUCUGGAGAGUGAUUCGGACCAUCGGAUAUCUUCUCUUCAUGCUCCACCUCAACGCCUGCUUCUACUAUGUGGCUUCAGCCUACCAGGGCAUCGGGGGAACUAAAUGGGUCUAUUCCGGUCUGGGCAGCGCGUACCUGCGUUGUUACUACUAUGCAGUCCGCAGUCUGAUCAACAUCGGGGGUCUUCCAGAGCCUGUUACCGUCUUUGAGAUUACCUUUCAGUUGUGCAACUUUUUCAUCGGCGUCUUUGUGUUCUCCAGUUUGAUUGGACAGAUGAGAGAUGUCAUUGGUGCAGCCACAGCAGGACAGACCUACUUCCGAUCCUCAAUGGACGGCACCGUGGCCUACAUGGUGACCAACCACAUCCCCCUUAUGGUGCAGAACCGAGUCCGGACCUGGUUCACCUACACCUGGGACGCUCAGGGCAUGCUGGAUGAGUCUGACCUGCUGGAUAGCAUGCCUCUGGUGAUGAGAACUGCCAUCGCUAUUGACAUCAACCUGACCACCUUUCAGAAGAUUGAUCUUUUCAAGGGCUGCGACCAGCAGAUGUUGGUGGACAUGUUACUGAGACUCAAGUCUAUCGUCUAUUUACCCGGAGACUUUGUUGUGAAGAAAGGGGACAUCGGUAAAGAGAUGUACAUCAUCAAAAGUGGAGCGGUGCAGGUGGUGGGAGGACCCGACAACAGUAUCGUGUUUGUCACUCUGAAGGCUGGAUGUGUGUUUGGAGAAAUCAGUCUGUUGCAGUCAUCCAAAGAUGGAGGGAACAGGCGCACAGCUAACGUCAAAGCCUACGGCUUCGCUAACCUCUUUGUCCUGGAGAAGAAAGACCUGUUUGACAUCCUGGUCCACUACCCAGAGUCUCAGAAAGUGUUGGCCAGGAAGGGCAAGAAACUCAUGAAGGCAAAGGGUCCAGGAGCAGCUAAAGCAGAAGAGGAAAAGAAGAAAGGGCUGGCGCUGUUCGGACCCAAACCGCCCACUCCCAAACUGCUGCGUGCUUUCGGUGGAAACUUGAACAAGACCUUUGUUCAAAAAAUGAAGGCUGCUGCUGCUGGCCAGUGAGGAUUGCAGUGUGUGUAUUCUUCUUUAUAACUCCUUUUUGGGAGUGAAUGUACAGUUUUCUUUUCAAUCUCUUCUCAAAAAUCUUUUGUACUGAUUGUGUAUUGUGUCAUUUUCAGAUGUUGUUGUUUAUUUUAAACAAAUGCUCCUGUUAUUUCAAACAUUUGGUUUGACAUCCUUAGACCACUAAGACAGCAAGCAGAUUUAAACACGAAAAACUCAUAUUUUCAAACUAUUUUGUUGUGAUGUGCAAUAUAUGUGUGUGAAUCUCACACCUCGUGGAUUCUGCUUGUUGCGUAUUUUUCUGCCUCUCCACCU
This is a messenger RNA of Cottoperca gobio, 3063 nucleotides long. Its product is annotated as cyclic nucleotide-gated cation channel beta-3-like. The transcript has 20 exons. Gene Ontology annotation, cellular component: plasma membrane; intracellular cyclic nucleotide activated cation channel complex; photoreceptor outer segment. NCBI's taxonomy places the organism in Eukaryota, Metazoa, Chordata, Actinopteri, Perciformes, Bovichtidae. The coding region runs from base 1 to 2748 and encodes 915 amino acids. The record is from RefSeq and is a predicted model, not a curated record. Gene Ontology annotation, molecular function: intracellularly cGMP-activated cation channel activity; cGMP binding; protein-containing complex binding. Gene Ontology annotation, biological process: monoatomic cation transmembrane transport.